Molecule: messenger RNA, 444 nt
Organism: Trematomus bernacchii (emerald rockcod)
Lineage: Eukaryota; Metazoa; Chordata; Actinopteri; Perciformes; Nototheniidae
Product: nuclear GTPase SLIP-GC-like
Exons: 5
Coding region: 61-444 (127 amino acids)
Molecular function (GO): GTPase activity
Source: RefSeq, a predicted model, not a curated record
CAGCACGUCACACUUGUGGAUCUUCCUGGAAACCGGGACCGUAACAAGACCAGAGACACAAUGUGGAAAAAGGUUGUUGGAAGUUGUUCUACUGUGUGGAUUGUGGCUGAGAUCAAUCGAGCAGCUUCUGAAAAAGAAUCCUGGGAGAUCCUGGAAGAAUCCUGCAGCCUCAUGGGAAAUGGUCGCGAGUGUCAGCAGAUUCAUUUGAUCUGCACCAAGUCUGAUAGUCUUGGAGGUUCAGAUGAUCAGUCAGCAGCUGAUGUUCGUGCUCUGAUACUAAAACAAAACGAGCAAGCCAAGAUAGACGUGAAGGCAGAAUUCAGCAAACUAAAAGACGUUAAGGAAUUCCUGCUUCCUGCCGUCCGGCUGGAUCCCAUGUUCCAGGCAGUAAAGCUCCCAGCAGGCAUUGCCAAUCUGCACACCAGCCUGACCAACGUGGAUUGA